AUGGCUAUCAGUUUCAGCUAUUGGGAUGAUUGUGUUGACCCUCAGAAUUUUGAGGCAAUGUGGAAUGUACCUGAAGUGAGUGCUGAAUGGAUAAAGGCUGGAGAACAAAGAUGCCAAAAGGUUCACCUAUCACGUGAUCCCGAUGGGCAGCCAUAUUUAACACAAACUGAAAUGAGGGCUGUAGCUGACAUCAUUAUUACCAAGCACUUUCAUUCAGAGAUAGAUCCUGACAUGAUAUGUGCUAUUGCUGAACUUGAAAGUGAUAGACAACUACUUGUUAUGAAUUCCAGACACAAAUCUAAAGAGCCUACCGUGGGGCUUAUGCAACUCCUGCCAAAAACUACAGAGUGGUUGAUGAGUGAAUUAGGUUAUUGUUCAUAUGAAGCAGAUGAGAAUCGAGAAUUCUUAUUCAAACCCUUUGUAAAUGUAUAUUUUGGUGCUGCUUAUAUUAAAUGGCUGUCAAACUUUGAGAACAAAAAAAGAAGUGAAGAAUUUAUUGUAAGGGCAUAUAAAGGUGGUACAAAGAAGGCAACUCAUAAAUCCACUUUGCGCUAUUGGAAUUGCUAUCUCUCAGUUAAAGAAAGUUUUCGAUCCAGAAAAUCUGUUGAUGACAAUGUUUCACCUCCUGCUCACUCUCAUCCCUUACCUUCAUUAGAAAACUCAAAAGAUGCAAGUGUUGACACAUAUUGGGAUUCCAGAGUAGCCCCAGAAGAUAUGGAAGCUAUGUGGAAUCAUCUUGAGGUUCGAAAAGAGUGGAAUAAAUCCAAACAAAAACAAGGAAAGGUGCGGUUUGCACAUGAUGAAAAGAAGAGACCAUAUCUAUCCCGAGUAGAAAUGAAGGCAAUUGCAGAUAUAAUUCUAUACAAAUACCUCAGCACAGUGAAAAUUAAAUCCACAGUAAUUUGUGCCAUUGGGGAGGUUCUAAGCAAGCGUUUUCUACAUGGAGUUGGAGAACAACCUGGAAUAAUGGGGAUUGACUACUCCACUGCUUACUGGCUUUACUUGGAAUUGGGCUAUAGGGCUUAUAGACUUGAAUCUGUUGAUGAUCUUAACAAUCCAUUUGUGUCCAUGUACUUUGGUGCUGCUUAUGUAGCAUGGUUAUCAGAAUAUGAAGGAAGGGAAAGGCCACCGGACUUUUUUGUUCAAGCAUAUUUUGUAGGGCCAAAAAAUGUGAACCCUCAAGAUACAAGCACUCUCUGGCUAAAAUUUGAGGAAACUCUCAGCAAAUAUGAAGAAACAAAGAGGAGUAGCGAUAGCUGCUCUAUCAUGUAACCUAACGACGACUUGCCAAUCAAAUUAUGAUUACGAGGACUCUAUAUCCCAAACAGUUAUAUAGUGUUUCAUUUGAGAGCUUUGUAAUUAGAGUGGAACCAACGGAUUGAUGCUAUAGGAAAGGAAACAAGAGAAUGGAAAAAAGAAAAGAAAAAAAUGA
Glycine soja is the source of this 1432-nucleotide messenger RNA. RefSeq lists its product as uncharacterized. The record is from RefSeq and is a predicted model, not a curated record. Bases 1 to 1272 code for a protein of 423 amino acids. The transcript has 12 exons. Lineage: Eukaryota; Viridiplantae; Streptophyta; Magnoliopsida; Fabales; Fabaceae.